Molecule: messenger RNA, 2800 nt
Organism: Sipha flava (yellow sugarcane aphid)
Lineage: Eukaryota; Metazoa; Arthropoda; Insecta; Hemiptera; Aphididae
Gene: Naa15-16
Product: N-alpha-acetyltransferase 15, NatA auxiliary subunit
Exons: 17
Coding region: 141-2747 (868 amino acids)
Biological process (GO): N-terminal peptidyl-methionine acetylation
Cellular component (GO): NatA complex; cytoplasm
Molecular function (GO): protein binding; protein-N-terminal amino-acid acetyltransferase activity
Source: RefSeq, a predicted model, not a curated record
UGUAUUUAUGAUUUCUCUCAAAAGUGUUAUGGGAAUUCUCACGAGGAUCAUCUUUCGAAAAAAUUAAAUUUUACACUUUUUAAAGUGACAGUAAUUUAGGAAAUCUAUUUUCAUUAGGGUUGGUGUAAAACUUAAGUAAAAUGCCGUCGGGCCAACCGUUACCGCCCAAGGAAAAUUCAUUAUUCAAAAGAAUUUUAAGAUGCUAUGAACAAAAACAAUACAAAAAUGGGUUGAAAUUUGCGAAACAGAUCCUUUCAAAUCCAAAAUUUUCAGAACAUGGAGAAACUUUGGCCAUGAAAGGUCUGACUUUAAAUUUUCUCGGUCGAAAAGAAGAAGCUUAUGAACAUGUUCGACGUGGCCUUCGAAAUGAUCUUACUUCACAUGUUUGUUGGCAUGUGUAUGGGUUAUUGCAAAGAUCAGAUAAAAAGUAUGAUGAAGCUAUUAAAUGUUAUAGGAAUGCUUUAAAAUGGGAAAAAGACAACAUACAAAUUUUACGAGAUUUAUCACUGUUGCAAAUUCAAAUGAGAGAUUUGGAGGGAUACAGAGAUACAAGAUAUCAACUGUUCAUGUUACGACCAACACAAAGAGCAUCAUGGAUUGGUUAUGCUAUGGCGUAUCAUCUAUUGAAUGAUUACGAUAUGGCUUUAAAAAUUUUGGAAACAUUUAGGAAAACACAAAUGGUGUCUGCACCAUUUGACUUUGAGUAUAGUGAGCUUCUUUUAUAUCAAAAUAUGGUUAUCCAAGAAUCUCAUGGAAUUUUGGAUGCUAUUAAACAUUUAGAUAUGUAUAAAGAAAACAUUUUUGAUAAAUUAACAGUUCUAGAGAUUUAUGGUUCAUUAUACUUGCAAAUGGGAGAAUAUCACUUAGCUACAUUGUGUUAUGAAAAAUUACUUCGAAGGAAUCAAGAAAACACUCCUUACUAUUUAAAAAUAAAGGAAGCUAAACAAUUACAUAACGAUGAAUGUGUUUAUAAUAUGUUAUGUGGUUAUCGAAAAAAGUUUCCCAAAGCUUUAGCUCCUAAACGUUUAUGUUUAACUUUUGCUUCAGGAAAUACAUUCCGAAGUGAAGUUGAUUCAUACUUAAGAGCAGGUUUCCAUAAAGGUGUUCCACCACUAUUUGUAGAUUUACGUUCUUUGUAUAAGAAUAAACAAAAAGUACAAAUAAUUGAAGAUUUAUUAAAAUCCUAUGUAAAUAAUUUAACAAUGUUUAAUUCAUUUGAUAGUGAAGAUGUUUCAGUUAAAGAACCAGCUUCUGCAUUAUUAUGGGUCUAUCACUAUCUAGCUCAACAUUAUGAUUAUCUUGAUGAUAUACAAAAGGCUUUGACUUAUAUUGAUAUGGCAAUAGAACAUACACCAACUUUGAUUGAACUGUUUGUUACAAAAGGAAGAAUACUCAAACAUGCUGGUGAUGUUUAUGAAGCCUAUAAGUGGCUAGAUGAAGCUCAAGGACUGGAUACUGCUGACAGAUAUAUUAAUUCAAAGUGUGCCAAGUACAUGUUGCGUGCAGAUCUCAUUAAAGAAGCUGAAGAAACAUGCUCAAAGUUUACAAGGGAAGGUGUUUCACCUAUGGAAAAUUUGAAUGAGAUGCAAUGUAUGUGGUUCCAAACUGAGUGUGCAUUAGCUUUUCAACGACUGGGAAAAUGGGGUGAAAGUUUGAAAAAAUGUCAUGAAGUUGAUCGGCAUUUUACUGAGAUUAUUGAUGAUCAAUUUGAUUUUCACACUUACUGUAUGCGUAAGAUGACUUUAAGGUCAUAUGUAAAUUUAUUAAGACUAGAAGAUGUGUUACGUUCUCAUCCAUUUUAUUUCCGAGUGGCAAGAUGUGCUAUACAAGUUUACUUACAUUUACAUGAUAAACCUCCAACUGAUGCAUCAUCAAGUAAUGAAUUGGACACUGGAAACAUGGCUCCUGGACAGUUAAAAAAAUUGUUGAAUAAACAAAGAAAAGCACAACGAAAAGCCCAAGAAGAAAAAGCUCAAGCAUUGGCUGCUCAAGAAAAACGAGAUAUGCAUAAAAAUCGACAGCAAGUAACAAAUACUAGUGACGAGGCUGAUGCGUUGCCAUUGGAUGAACUUCUCCCAGAAAAGUUGGAAAGAGUCGAAGAUCCUUUGGAACAGUCAAUCAAGUUCUUAAAACCACUCCAGGAACUUGCAUCAGAUAAUAUAGAAACUCAUUUAAUGGCAUUCGAAAUUUAUUACAGAAAAGAUAAGCUUUUGUUGAUGUUGCAAAGUAUCAUAAGAAGUCAUCGUAUAAAUCCAGAUCAUCCUAUGUUUCACAAUUGUCUGAUUAGAUUCAUGGAAAAGCUAUUAAAAUUUAAAAAUAUCCAAGAGGAAAUGCAGCUGGUACUUAAUAAACAAUUAGAACCAAUAUUGGGUGGAAGAUCAGCUGCUGAAAUUAAUUCUCAGUUCCUUGCCAAACACCACAAAUCAUUACCAGCUUUAUUCCAAGGUUUGAAAAUGAAGUAUAAACUUGAUAAUAGUUCACAACAAGAAGUUCUUGACCAAAUUACAAAACUAGAUGAUUCUCUUGAAGAUGUUAAUAUUCAGACGUGUACUGAAAUUUUAAAUUCAUUAAUUAAUGGUGAAAUUGGUGAAGUUGGCCAUGUAAUCGAAGAAUACCGCAAAACUUGUUUUAAACGAUUCCCACUGGCUACAGCUUUUCAUACAGAUCAAGAUCGUUCCCCAAUGCCAUUGUGGUCUAACUCAUGCAAAACAUUGAAUGAAACACAUGAAAACUGUGUCAGUAACUGAUUGUGACAGUUUGAUUUUAGAUCAAAAAAUGUAUUUCUUAAUUUUGUUGAAAA